Habropoda laboriosa is the source of this 660-nucleotide messenger RNA. RefSeq lists its product as uncharacterized. Bases 1 to 660 code for a protein of 219 amino acids. The transcript has a single exon. Lineage: Eukaryota; Metazoa; Arthropoda; Insecta; Hymenoptera; Apidae. The record is from RefSeq and is a predicted model, not a curated record.
AUGAGGAAUGUUGUGAUCUGUGAAUUUUUUGUCAAGGUCAUUUCCAUUCCCGAUUUUCAAGGUCAUCGUCAUUCUUUUGCAGAUUCACGUGUGUUUUUUGUAAUGCAGUAUUGUAGUGGACAUCAAGACGAAUUCAAGGGUAUACAACACCAUGAGCUUGAAAUGACCUUGAAUGAAAAAAAUCACAAUAAUUCAAAAAAGAAUUGGAAAGUGAACAUUCAGUGUUUUUUGGGCAAAAUCUUUAUUCUAACAAAUGUUCAAAAUGAUUUCCAUUUACUUCAAGGCAUCUUCUAUGAGAAUCUACCAGGAGAAUUCUUCAAGGAAAACCAGCAGCAGGAUUUCUUCAUAGAUCAGCAUAAUGAUCACAUGCGCAAAGUAAAAUCUCGACCUACAACACACUAUGGGAAAAAGAAGCUGUUCAUCUUCAAGAACUUGUUAACCUCCACGCACGUCUUCGUACGAGUCGAAGCCAACAAAAAAUCACUCGACCCACCUUAUGAAGAGCCAUACGAAGUAAGAACAAGGGCCCCAAAAUACUUCACCAUCAAAAUAAAAGAAAAGGAACAUAACAUAGCCAUCGACAGGCUAAAACCGGUGUACGUCGAGCAAACGACGGAAGAACAUAUCAACGAGUCCAAUCGUCAUCUCACUCUAACGUAG